UGGCUGGUUAUUUUGCAAGCGGGAGGGGCCGUGCGCGCUCUUGCCUCUGGCCUCUGUCCCCCCUCUCCCCCCUUUCCCGGGUCUGGGUCUCUCCUUCGGAAAGAUGUCGGACACAGCAGUAGCUGACACUCGGCGCCUUAACUCGAAGCCGCAGGACCUGACCGAUGCUUACGGGCCUCCAAGUAACUUCCUGGAGAUCGAUAUCUUUAAUCCACAGACAGUGGGCGUGGGCCGCGCGCGCUUCUCCACCUAUGAGGUUCGCAUACGGACAAAUCUACCUAUCUUCAAACUGAAAGAGUCCUGUGUACGGCGGCGCUACAGUGACUUUGAGUGGCUGAAAAAUGAACUGGAGCGAGAUGGUAAGACUGUAGUACCACCACUGCCUGGGAAAGCCUUGAAGCCACAGCUUCCUUUCAGAGGAGAUGAAGGGAUCUUUGAGGAGUCAUUCAUUGAAGAAAGGAGGCAGGGCCUUGAACAGUUUAUUAAUAGAAUUGCUGGGCACCCACUGGCUCAGAAUGAACGCUGCCUACACAUGUUCCUGCAGGAGGAGGCAAUUGACAGGAACUACGUCCCUGGGAAGGUGCGCCAGUAGGAGCCCCUCUCACCACUUGCCCUCUACUUUCCUGCUGAAAUGACAUUGGUUUUUACACUAAGCCUCUCUCUCUCUCUCUUUGAUCUGAAGUUGGCUAUCCAUCCCCUGGCCUGAUAGACUGUUUGGCAUUGUGACCCUUGGUACCUGACUACACUGUGUGGGCACUCUGCUUGGAUUUUCUUCUCGGAGGAGACGUGGAAAACCACAGGCAGAUGCUGUUUGCUUGGGAUUGGGGGGUGGGUAGGGAGUUGGACUGGAAGGCAAUUUUGGGGGCAUUCACCCAUGCCAGUUGGCUAACCUUGGGGGGAGGGGGACUUUGCUGGAAAGCACUUGUAUACAUACUGAUGCUGCAAGUCCAGGGGAUUAUUUUUCUUACUUUUAGGUUUAACCAGGACAGCUGAGCAGGGAAAAACAAAACAAAAACAAAAACAAAAACCCCCUGCCUUUCCUACCUGCAUGAACAUUUUCCUUUUUGAGAAGGUGGUAGAGACCCCAAAGCUCUCCUUGUUUCCUUUAGGCCUGCUCCCAGUUCUCACAAGUUUAUUUUGCUGCUUUCCCUUUCUCCCAUGUUGCUUUUCCAUGGCAGUAAUCCUAGAAUUUAAGUAGUCUGUUGUGUAGGGCAAGGUGUGUGGGUUUCCUGGGCCCCUCAUCAUGGCUGCUACAGAGUCAGAAGAAAGCCAUAGGGCAGUAGGGGAGCGCCUAUUACCUAGCCCCUCUCCUUUUGUGGCUCCCUACUCUGGCUGCCUAGUUUUCCUCACCAGCAGGUGAGUAAGUAUGGGCCAACUGUUCUUCCUUUCCAAGCCCUUUCUACUUUAGGGGUUAGCUUUGUGGGUUUGGUGGGUUGAGGAGUGGAGAUAACACCACUGUCAGGAGAUCUCAUGGAUGGUGAAAGCAGAUCAUGUUCUAGGUUCCUCUGGGUGGUAGGGAAGGACUUCACCUCUUUCCUCCUGUCAUUCUCCCUUCCUCCAUCCCUUUAGUGCUCUCCCAAGGGCAGAAGCACACAAACAAACCACACAGUCUCUUGAUUUCUUCUAAGCACUUUUGAGCUGUUGAAUGGGGCUCAGGGGCAAGAGUCAUUAGCUGCCUUCGCCAGCUUGGUCACAGGGUUAUUGAACUACCUGCACUUGUUUCCUAUGGAACUCCAGCCUUGUCCCCAGAACCUGAACUCAGGCUAGCACCUGGGUAUGGAUUUCCUAAAUUUUACAGAGGCUAAAGCAGCUUGUUGAGUCUGGCAGCUCUCUUGAACUUUUGUUUGGGAGGUAGUGGUUUGUUUGCUGGGCAUGCUAUCCAAAGUGGUGAUAUAAG
This is a messenger RNA of Perognathus longimembris pacificus (Pacific pocket mouse), 1897 nucleotides long. Its product is annotated as sorting nexin-12-like. Gene Ontology annotation, molecular function: phosphatidylinositol-3-phosphate binding. The record is from RefSeq and is a predicted model, not a curated record. NCBI's taxonomy places the organism in Eukaryota, Metazoa, Chordata, Mammalia, Rodentia, Heteromyidae. The transcript has a single exon. Bases 104 to 592 code for a protein of 162 amino acids. Gene Ontology annotation, cellular component: retromer complex; early endosome membrane. Gene Ontology annotation, biological process: endocytic recycling; late endosome to Golgi transport.